UGUACCCUGAUGUCAAUGCGUGUGUGUUGAGCGUGCCAGGUCUGGAAACAUGGCGGCCUGUGCGUUACGCAGAGGCUUGCUGAGUACUGUCAGUAAAUACAACAAGAAACACGCACACAGGAUACUGAGUGUGGUGGACAGCAGCAGCGGGUCUGAGCUGUUCAGACCGCGGGUUCAAUGCCGAGCUUGCGGGCUGCCCGGCGGCUUUCAGCAGAGGAGGUUCAUGUCGUCACGACCUGAAGGGAAGAUUCUGGAGACGGUGGGAAUGUUUGAAGCUGUGAAGCAGCACGGCAAAUAUGAAACGGGACAGCUGUUUCUCCACAGUGUGUUUGGCUACAGAGGCAUCGUCCUGUUCCCCUGGCACGCCCGCCUCUACGACAGAGACAUCACCCCUCCCAUGUCUGAAAGCAAACCUGAUCCUCCGGGUGCACACGGCUCCAAGGAGGUGAAGGGGAAGACUCACACAUACUACCAGGUCCUGAUUGACACCAGGGACUGCCCUCACAUAUCUCAGAGGUCCCAGACGGAGGCAGUGACGUUUCUGGCCAACCAUGACGACAGCAGAGCCCUGUACGCUAUCCCAGGUCUGGACUAUGUGAGCCAUGAAGACAUCCUGCCCUAUAACUCUACGGAGCAGAUCCCCAUCCAGCACGAGCUGUUUGAGCGCUUCCUCAUGUUUAACCCAGCCAAAGCUCCUCCGUUCACACCCAGAGACACCCUGAAGGCGUGGCAGGAGAAGAACCACCCCUGGCUGGAGCUGUCAGACGUCCACAGGGAGACCACGGAGAACAUCCGGGUCACCGUCAUCCCCUUCUACAUGGGCAUGAGGGAGGCCCAGAACUCCCAUGUGUACUGGUGGCGGUACUGUAUUCGUCUGGAGAACAUGGGUGCUGAGGUGGUUCAGCUGAGAGAAAGACACUGGAGGAUCUUCAGCCUCUCAGGAACCCUGGAGACCGUCAGAGGACGAGGAGUCGUAGGCAGGGAGCCGGUGUUGUCCAAAGAACAGCCAGCCUUUCAGUACAGCAGCCAUGUGUCUCUACAAGCCCCCAGCGGUCAUAUGUGGGGGACGUUUCGUAUUGAAAGAACCGACGGCUCCCACUUCGAUGUACGCAUUCCCCCUUUCUCCCUGGAGAGCAACAAAGAUGACAAAGCGCCCCCCGCUGGCUACACGUUCUAACUGCCAGUAGUCUCCCCCCGCCUGAGAGGCCCUGACCGUACGUCAGGGCCGGUCCUCUCUGGGUUGUCUAGAUUUGUCCUUCCCUCCAUAACACUGCGUCAGCCUCUAGCAAAAGCCUAGCGCGAGUCGGUUAUGCAAAGGCAAAUUAUAAUUUUCUACAUCAUCCCAAUGCAGGGCCAUCUUUCCCUUUACUGCAAGUGCAUCAAACAGCAAUAUGUCAAUAAGUUAAUCUUAUAGAGUGGUGCAGUGAUGGCGUAUUUUUGUAGGUCAACCUGAAAGUUAGCAUUAUCAUCAAGGUCUUCCUCAACAAAAAGCAAUGGGAUUUUCAAUAUGUAAGGAAGUGGCCAACACUCUUUUAUGAUACUGAACAGCAGAAUAAUCUCCACAUGGUGAUUUUUGAAGCGUAAAUGUGAUUGACAGAAAUAAAAGCUAUCGUAAUGCUACAAACGCACUACAUCACGGUCCUAUGGCUAUGCAUCACCAAUGUUAGCUAAUGGCGGCUAAUGUUUGCAGUGAUGACAUCUAAUAGUUGCUUUUGCAGUCACUUGUUAGCAACCACUGUUUCUAGAAGCUUCGGACAUUCACGAGUUGUGUGUUUACUGACGUAUUUUAAGCCGUAUAACAAACAGUGAAAAAAAUGUCUUCAGCUUGUGUUAACCACAGACCUUAUUUCAGGCUUUAACAUGUUUAAGACCCGUUGACUUUGAGACGAGGAAACCGAACAUUUUGUAAAAUAAUUUCCGCAUUUUAGAACUCAUGACUGCCCCACUCUAUAUUGAAAAUAAAUCCUCACUAUGUAUUUGAAGAGACUUGCACAGUCAAGUGAACAGUGCUGGGAGGUUGAGUUGUUGUUGCCAAGCUGAGCAUCUGACAGCUGAACAUCUUCGCAGGUUGUUUUUAUUUCCCGCUGAGUUGUGAAUAGAGAAACCUCUCCAGCUGAGCUUCACAGCGAGGCCUCAGUUGGACACUUUUAAGUGAAGUAAGCCAUCAUUUUAGCUACGUGUUACAAACUACUCUUUGAUACUUUCUGUUUGAAUUUAGGAAAACAUGUCGCAUUACUUUUAUUUUAGACCCCGUUUGAUUUUCAUGUUUUUAAUCACGCCUGGUCACUGUCCAGUGGUGUCAGCGCUGUGUGGGCCACUGAUGGAAGGGACAUCAGAUGAAAUAUUGAGGUGCUUAUAGUGCUUAAGUUACAGUGUUUUACAACAUUAUGGCGCAACGGAUGGAAUUAGGUGUUUGACGCUCAUCAACAGAUUUUUUUUUUUAUUUCAGUUGCGAGUUAUAUUCGGUCUUUCAGAAGUGCUCUUGUAUUUUUUCUGAGUUAUAAUUCUUGAUGAGCACUAUCAAAUAAUCUGCAAAUAUUACAGAUGGUGUUUAUUUUAGCCUACAACAUAUAGAUACAUUCUGAAGAAAUUAUUUUGAUCAGUGCUUAAAAAACUGGCAUUUCCAUCGGCAUGUGAUCCAAUGGUGUGAACUGUAUGUGUUGACAGCCAAAACAGAAUCCCUUCUUUGCUGGAGGGUUUAGCUGAGUUGUUGUAUUAGAAUUACAAAUGCAGCACACCUUAAAUUAGAAAAAUAAUGAUAUUUUUACUCAUGGACACCUGUUUGUUUAAAGCUGAUUGUUCAAAUUUUGAUCUGUGACACGGACAGUUUUCAGCCCAGAUUUUCUCCCUGGUUAAAGUGAGGAGAUAAUGCUAACAUUUGGUUUUGCUAAGUGGUUUGAGGUAACUAUGAUGGUUGAAGUACUACUGUAAAUAAAGAUGUAAGUAAAGGCAAAACAAAUAAAUGAUACCUUUUGAAAAGCC
Molecule: messenger RNA, 2982 nt
Organism: Eleginops maclovinus (Patagonian blennie)
Lineage: Eukaryota; Metazoa; Chordata; Actinopteri; Perciformes; Eleginopidae
Gene: poldip2
Product: polymerase (DNA-directed), delta interacting protein 2
Exons: 11
Coding region: 50-1177 (375 amino acids)
Biological process (GO): error-free translesion synthesis
Cellular component (GO): nucleus; mitochondrial nucleoid
Molecular function (GO): DNA binding
Source: RefSeq, a predicted model, not a curated record